Messenger RNA from Porites evermanni, 1247 nucleotides. NCBI's taxonomy places the organism in Eukaryota, Metazoa, Cnidaria, Anthozoa, Scleractinia, Poritidae. The record is from the annotation of a GenBank genome assembly.
AUGAAGCAUCCUUUUUGGGAGAGAGCCUGGAAGCCGUCUCUUAAUAUCAGACUGUCCGAUCACAUCAAAUGUAAGUAUGAAUGAUUGAGAGGGUCUACUCAGCCAUGCAGUUUCUUGGUAUGGAACAGGGACAAUCGUUGAGGAAGAGACAGAGGGCCGAUAUUCCAUAUAAAGGCCUAUACGGGGAGGCUCUGCCCGAAAAGGGUGACUGUUGCAGACUUCACGCAUUUAGAAAGGAGGGGGAUUUUAGUUAAAGUUUAUGAAAGGGUUGUGGAAUCUGUCAUUUAGAUAUUUAAAAGGGCCUUUAAUGAAAAUAUUUCGAACAGAUGGAUCCUAAAUUAUAUAUUAAGGGGUGAGGGGUUGGACCUUUGGGACAAACCCACUCGUAUGGAACUUUGCCCCUACCCCAGGUAAGGAUAACCUCGUAAUCCUUAUCCUCGUAAGGUGUCUUAAUGGCUACCUGUAAGCAGUGUAUGUAUGCAUUGUAUGUAUGUAAAUGUAGAUCAAUUGAGUUCAACACGGCUGUAGCAUGACGUUUGAAAAGGGUCUUACUUUGCCUUUUUCGUUUUCAGCCGUUAUAUUUCUCCAAAGUUUCAACCAUAACUUUGGUUAAACCCUUUUUUCGAAACAUCAAAGCAAUAUUAAAGCUUCUUUCCAACAAUUGAACGCACAUUAUUAACUGGGAAAACUAUCCUUUGACCCUUUUUUUAGUUUCAAAACACCAAUACAGUGGAAAGCGCGAUGAUGAAUACAAUGUUCCUUACAAGAUCAUCAAGCUCUUCAGGGGAGGAAAGUUCGACAAAAACUAUAACAACAACAAGAAGUACUCUCGUACGCAUACGUUCAGAAUACCUGCAGAAACAGAACGCGUCAAACUUGUAGCGACAAUCACCGGCCACGGCAGCGAUAAUAAUGGCUGUGCAGAAUUCUGCGUGACGUCGCAUCACUUUAUCGUCAAUGGUCAUUCAAAUGACAGAGUGUUCAAAAACGCGGCCACGGCCAUGGGGUGUGCUAACAGAGUCAGCGAAGGCGCCGUGCCGAACGAGCACGGUACGUGGCUUUACGGGCGGGACGGCUGGUGCUGCGGAAUGGAUGUGGUGCCAUGGGUGGUAGAUAUCACCGAUCAAGUUGAAAUUGGAGGAAGAGAAAACAAAGUGAGAUACGUCGGUUUGUUUAAUGGUAAAAACCCUAAUCCUACCAGAGAUCCGGGAAGUAUCGAGCUGAGGUCAUAUUUGGUAUAUUACAAA